Molecule: messenger RNA, 2435 nt
Organism: Carassius carassius (crucian carp)
Lineage: Eukaryota; Metazoa; Chordata; Actinopteri; Cypriniformes; Cyprinidae
Product: tumor protein D54-like
Exons: 10
Coding region: 220-957 (245 amino acids)
Cellular component (GO): cytoplasm
Source: RefSeq, a predicted model, not a curated record
CAGCUGUGUUGUUGACGUCAUCCGAGGGCGCCGGAAAGAGAGCGCACUUGGGCAGCAGCUGAGCUGGCUGAUCGCUCGGCAUCUUCUGUUGGCUUGUCAAGCGCUUUUGGGUGCUUUGAUAGUAACUAGAGGGAAGACACGCCUUUACGCAUCGCAGAGCUUUAUUUCUCCGAAUUACGUAACUGUCAAGACAACAUUGGGAAGAUCUAAACGGACGACAUGGAUUCCGCCAAUCAAGACAUCAAUCUGAACUCUCCACAUAAAGGCCUGGGCUCUGACUCGCUCUCAGACAUGCCUGAAGAGACGGGGGCGGCCGCUGUGAGUCCUGGGACUCUCCCUCCGGGUCUGACAGAGGAGGAGGCCGAGGAACUGAGACUAGAGCUCACCAAGGUUGAGGAGGAGAUCCAAACCUUGAGACAGGUGCUGUCGGCUAAAGAGCGCCAUGCAUCGGAGCUGAAGCGUAAACUGGGCCUGAGCCCCCUGACCGAGCUCAAACAGAACAUCACCAAAAGCUGGCAGGACGUCCAGACCUCAAACGCCUAUGUGGCAGUGUCAGAGAAGCUGGGCCAGUGGAAUGAGAAGGUUACGGGAUGUGAUAUAUAUCUUUCAGCUUCUGCCACUCUGGAUGACAUUUCCAGCUCUGAAGUGUAUAAAAAGACUCAGGAAACGCUGACUCAGGCUGGACAGAAGACCUCAGCCGCCCUCUCCACCGUUGGCACGGCCAUCAGCAGGAAGCUGGGAGACAUGAGAGCUCUUCCUUUCUCUAACUCCUUUGGUAGCAACUACUCCAUUCGCCAUUCAAUAAGUAUGCCAACUAUGAGGAACUCUCAAACCUUCAAAUCAUUUGAGGACAAAGUUGAAAACAUCAAGUAUAAGGUGGUUGGAGGCAAAGCCAAUGGUGAAAGUGUCCACUCUCCGAACGAGUCCAACCCGGUGCAGGACAACGCUCCGUUCUGAACCCACCCUCUUGAUUUAAACACUCAUCUCAUUCUUUGUGAAUCCUGACUACACCCACACUUCCGUUCUCCCCUUCUCUCUCUCUCUUGUUCUGUCUGAAUUCUUUCAUCCCUCCUUCCUUUGACACCCCUUCACCUACUGCUAGCAUGUGCUUGCUCAUCUCACUGAAAACACACACGUAGUACAGAUUCUGUUAUCAUGAAAUCAUCACAAGUUGUACAAAAGAAGAAAAUGAUUAAUCAUUUUGUAUUAGAAACUAUUUUACACUGCUUUGCAUAAUGUUUUUACAUAACUUUUAUCUAUAUAUGACUAUAAUGGAAUACAAAUAACUAUUUAAACAGUACUGCCUAGCAGCAUUCAUCAAGCGGCAGACGGGUACAAAAUACACAGUGAAGAAACAUUUCAAUCUCAAGGGGGGAGGAUUUUAGACCAGUAAAGAAAAGAAACUUGCUGCUGGUUUCUAUGCUGCUGAGCAUUCAGUUGAGUUGUUUUUUUACUCUCAGUACGAUGUGAAGUGAUGCUUUGCUGUACACCUGGUGAAUGUCUGACCUUACACUCUCACUCUCUAUUGCAUCGCUGGCAAAAACGUCACAUUAACUUGUUUUUUUCUUUUUCUUUUUUUAAACUUUGCCUUUUCUUGCUCUUGUUCCGUUUUUUUUCUUUUCACUGAUGGGAAUGUUUUAUUUAUGCUGUGUUUGUCGGGAAUCUCUUGCCUUUGCUUUGUGCCAUGCUGUGUGUACCAGAUGCCAUACACCUUUUGAUGCCAGAAUGUUUCACACACACAGACUCUCACGUCACAAAGAUCACUGUUCAAUUUAAGAACUAAAAAUAAAAGUUACUCUCACUUACACAAAAUGUCAAAUGGCGAGUAGGUCCUGCUAAGUAAGUUAAAUGUCUUUUGUUAGAGGAAUUUGUUGAUUUCUAACAAAAGACGUGAACGCUAGUGUAGUCUGUAUGGUAGCACAGUCACUUUUUACCUGAAAGAUAUUGGAAUAUAUUUCAUUAUAAGUAAAUAUAAUCUUUUAUUUUGCUUAAUUUUGUUCUAUCGUGAUAUUUUAUUCACUUACAUGGGUGUCAGUUGGUGGCUUUGUUUCAGUAUAUUACACAAUGAUUACCUGCCUCAUUGUUUGAGAUGCAAGGGAUUGCACACAUUGGACUGAUGCAGAUGAUGAGAUGCCAACUAAGCCAUGUGUAAAACGCCAUAGAAUUAUGUGGAUACACCUGUAGUUCUGCAAACGGUGAAAAGAUGACGUAAGAUCAUGAACGUUCAGAGGGAAAGGACUUUUUUAUUAUUAUUUUGAGUAGUCAUUUUGGGAGUUUGUUUAGUGAGGCACCAUAUAGCUUUAAAUUUGCGUUAUCUGCCUAGCUGUUCAGAUUUAAAGGCACAGAUUGUUUUCUUUAACAACAACAACAGUGGUGUUAUGCUUCAUUUAUUUUGUCAGUUAUUUCUAUAUCAAUAAAGCAUUCGUUCAAGUGGC